Molecule: messenger RNA, 2813 nt
Organism: Lindgomyces ingoldianus
Lineage: Eukaryota; Fungi; Ascomycota; Dothideomycetes; Pleosporales; Lindgomycetaceae
Product: peroxisomal ABC transporter-like protein
Exons: 2
Coding region: 80-2536 (818 amino acids)
Biological process (GO): fatty acid beta-oxidation; long-chain fatty acid import into peroxisome; peroxisome organization
Cellular component (GO): peroxisomal membrane
Molecular function (GO): ATP hydrolysis activity; ATP binding; ABC-type transporter activity
Source: RefSeq, a predicted model, not a curated record
CUCCACACAUGUCUUCACAUUCUCACCUGCAAGCUUCAAGACAUGGUGUUCUUCGCUCGGCGAACAUCGACGGCCCAUAAUGGCUGCGCAAUCAACCCUACGCAAUCCCUAUGAUCCCUUGUUAGCCCUCUACAAUCAUUAUGCCGCAAUUCUCCGGUCCCGCGUCACCCACACAUCAAAACUCACAAAGCUGCUGUCCACCAUCACGUUUACGCUGACGAUACUCGGCGUGGGCUAUGGGGGCAAUCGCUGGUACAGACGGCGACGCGCCGAGAAAGAAACAGGUAAGCGCCUUCUACGAAGGAACUCAGGCCUAAGAGGCAAGGACGGCUCCAGGACCAUCUACGUGCCAUACCAGGACUCGACUUCCAAGGUCGUCAUCCACCCCACGAAGCCCACUACGUUCGAUGCCCACCGUCGCCUCUUCCUGCAGCCUCCGCGUGCGGCACGCUUGGCUGACGGAAGCAACCUCCAAGCGCCUCCACCACAGAUAAAGCCCGGGCUAAACCUAGCUUUCCUGCACCAGUUCCUAAGCCUCCUGAACAUAAUGAUACCAAGAUGGAACAGCAAAGAGACAGGUCUUCUCAUUAGCCACGGCAUGUUUCUAAUGCUGCGGACCUAUCUGUCACUAGUUGUAGCGCGUCUGGAUGGCGAGAUCGUCCGCGAUCUGGUCGCCGGUAACGGAAAAGCAUUCCUAUGGGGUAUCGUUAAAUGGCUGGGGGUGGGGAGCUUUGGCUCAUACACAAAUGCCAUGAUUAAGUUCCUCCAGUCUAAGGUUUCGAUAGCUUUCCGCACCCGACUCACUCGCUACAUUCACGAUCUCUAUCUCAACCCUCACCUCAACUACUACAAGCUGUCGAAUCUAGAUGGCGGUAUUGGGCAAGGCGCAGAUCAAUUCAUUACCCAAGAUCUCACCCUUUUCUGUGCCUCAGCCGCUUCGCUUUACUCGUCCCUUGGGAAACCUUUCGUCGAUCUCUGCGUUUUCAACUACCAGCUCUUUCGCUCUCUCGGACCCCUAGCAUUGAGCGGACUCCUGGCAAACUAUUUCCUAACCGCCACUAUCCUCCGACGAUUAUCGCCUCCCUUCGGAAAGCUUAAGGCCGUGGAAGGUCGCCGAGAAGGAGACUUCCGCGCCCUCCACUCGCGUCUCAUUGCCAAUGCUGAAGAGGUUGCAUUCUAUGGUGGCGACCAGAUGGAGCGCCAUUUCCUUGAAAAGGGCUUCAAGGAGCUAAAGCAUUGGAUGGAAGGAAUCUAUAGCCUCAAGAUCAGGUAUAAUAUGCUUGAAGAUUUUGUGUUGAAGUACUCAUGGUCAGCAUUCGGGUAUCUCAUCACAUCACUUCCAGUCUUCCUGCCAACCUGGGGAGGUUUGGACGGCGCCCCAGAACUAAUUGGGGGGGUGGGAGAACGCCAAAAUCGGGAACGCAACCGUAUGAAAGACUUCAUCACUAACAAGCGGCUCAUGCUUUCACUUGCGGAUGCAGGCGGCCGUAUGAUGUACUCCAUUAAAGACCUCUCAGAACUAGCAGGAUAUACAUCGCGGGUAUACAUGCUCAUCAGCACACUUCAUCGCGUCCACGCAGAUGCAUACUACCCUCUUCCUGGUACUCGACCUGAACUGUACUCCUUAUCAGACAUCCAAGGAACCAUCCACAAGGGCUUCGAUGGUGUUCGGUUAGAACACGUACCUGUCGUGGCUCCUAGCCUGUAUCCUAUGGGAGGCGAGGACCUUAUCGAAUCUCUUUCAUUUAUCGUGCACUCAAGCGAACACCUUCUCAUCACUGGACCCAAUGGGGUUGGUAAAAGCGCAGUGUCACGCAUCGUUGCAGGACUUUGGCCAACCUAUCGUGGCCUCGUUAGUAGACCUCGCUCUGUAGGUGUGGACGGUAUUAUGUUCCUUCCCCAGCGACCUUACUUGAGCACCGGAACUCUCCGGGAUCAGGUUAUCUAUCCUCAUACUGAGGUGGACAUGAAAGACUCUGGUCGACGAGACUUUGAGCUCAGCCAAGUCCUUGGCGAGGCCAAGCUAGGCUAUUUACCAGAUCGGGAGGGUGGCUGGGAUACCAGGAAAGAUUGGAAAGAUGUCCUAAGUGGAGGCGAGAAACAAAGAAUGGGUAUUGCGAGAUUACUAUAUCAUGAGCCGCGAUAUGCUUUCAUUGACGAGGGCACGAGUGCCGUUAGUAGUGAUGUUGAAGGAUUGCUUUAUGAGAUGGCGAAGGCAAAAGGCAUCACUCUCAUCACCAUCUCUACCCGAGCAUCUCUGAAACGGUACCAUACUUACACUUUGACUCUCGGUCUUGGUGACAAUGGUGACGAAUGGGAACUCCAGCGAAUCGGUACUGAGAGCGAAAAGUCGUCCGUCGAAAAGGAGCUGCGUGAACUACGGGAACGCCUUGCAAAGGUGGAAGAAUGGAAGCAAAGAAAGGAAGAAAUUGAAGAUGAACUGAACAAGGUGUGGGUGGACGGUGGGGAGGAACUACCGCCUCCGCCGUAUGUAGACAGCGAGAACGAUGGGCAGGUCUCGCCAACAUUAACCUAACCCCUUGUACUAGUGUAUGUACUAUGUGUUAUAUAGGGAUUUGCAUCAGCAACACAUUCAAAAAUAGCACAGCAUCCUAGGAGCAGAUCCUGUGUACCCGGUACGAGGAUAUUGCUAAUCUAUUGUGUCCAACGUCCUGAAAGUAUGAGAGCCCAAUUCUUUCACGAUGGGCCUUAAUUUCCUAGUGUAUGCUAGUCUUUCCUUUACUUGGGAGUUUCAAAGCAGUGCUCGUUCAUGUGGUGCGAAUCUUCUAUCAAAUCCGAGUGGGUAUUACAGG